CUGCAAAUAUCUUCAUUUUUCUCACAUUAUUUGGCAGAGAAGCUUUCAAAUUUCAAGCCAACCUUUUAAAGACUGAUAAAAUAUGCCUGAGAAAGAUAUUUCAAGUGUCCUGAAAAAACCUCGUCUUGUGGUGAGGAACUUCUUGGCCAGGCCUCAGCAUGAAGGAGUUGGAGCCAUUGUUAGAAGGAGCAUAGGGAGGUUCGAGCUGAAAUACUUUGAUCCUUUCCUUGUUUUGGAUGAGUUCUCAGUUACUGCUCCUGCUGGUUUUCCGGAUCAUCCACACAGAGGAUUUGAGACAGUGACCUACAUGUUGCAGGGAGCUGUGACACAUGAAGAUUUUGAAGGGCACAAAGGGACAAUAGGAGCUGGUGACUUGCAAUGGAUGACCGCAGGAAGAGGUAUCCUUCACUCAGAAAUGCCUGCCGCCCAGGGAACCCAAAAGGGUUUACAAUUAUGGAUAAACCUCUCCUCCUCGCAAAAAAUGAUUGAGCCAAAGUACCAAGAAAUACUGAGCAAAGACAUUGCAGAGGCUUCAAAAGAUGGGAUCACAGUUAGGGUAAUAGCUGGAGAAGCCUUGGAAACAAAGUCACCAAUUUACACAAGGACCCCAACCAUGUACUUGGACUUCACCCUGAAACCAGGAGCGCACUUGCAACAGCCAAUACCAACAUCCUGGAAUGCAUUUGUCUACGUGUUGGAGGGGGAGGGUACUUUUGGAAGUCCACAAUCUUUGCCUGUGACAGCCCACCACCUUCUUCUUCUUGGAAUUUCUGGGGAUGGCCUGGAGACAUGGAACAAGUCAUCCAAAACCCUAAGAUUUAUCUUAGUUGGUGGUGAGCCUCUGGGGGAGCCUAUUACGCAAUUUGGACCCUUUGUGAUGAACAGUCAAGAAGAGAUUGAUCAGACCAUUGAGGAUUUUGAAAAUUGUGUCAAUGGAUUUGAGAAGGCUAGACAUUGGAGUUCUGGAGAUCCACUUAAUUAACCCUGAGUUUUAGUUCCUGUAUUAUUUGAGAAUUUAUUUGUUGCUUUAAUUAAAUCAAAUUCUGGGCCACAAAAUUGUUCAAGACUGAGGAAAUAUGAACUUAAGUGCUUCUAGCAUUCAUCUGGGAAGCUUAACUGAUUCACUAGUAUUAUUGCCCCUUGUAUUUGUUAAUAAAGGAGGCCUAAAAGCUGUUGUUUACACUUUACAUGCAAUUGUAUUAUACAAAAUGCUAGACUCAUGUUCAGGAUUCCAUUGUGAAUCUAGUGAAAUAUUUCUUUUUGCAUGGUUGUAGCUUCAAACUUAUUAAUCAUACCAAUAUUGCUUUGAUAUCCAA
This is a messenger RNA of Pyrus x bretschneideri (Chinese white pear), 1316 nucleotides long. Its product is annotated as pirin-like protein. The coding region runs from base 83 to 982 and encodes 299 amino acids. The transcript has 5 exons. The record is from RefSeq and is a predicted model, not a curated record. Lineage: Eukaryota; Viridiplantae; Streptophyta; Magnoliopsida; Rosales; Rosaceae.